Molecule: messenger RNA, 1009 nt
Organism: Tarenaya hassleriana
Lineage: Eukaryota; Viridiplantae; Streptophyta; Magnoliopsida; Brassicales; Cleomaceae
Product: E3 ubiquitin-protein ligase RING1-like
Exons: 1
Coding region: 148-825 (225 amino acids)
Biological process (GO): protein ubiquitination
Cellular component (GO): cytoplasm
Molecular function (GO): ubiquitin protein ligase activity
Source: RefSeq, a predicted model, not a curated record
AGAAUACAAAGUAUCUGCAGCGAAAACUUUCCAGAUGAUUCCACUACCUUCAACUCUUAAAACCCAGAAAACUCUAAAUCCCAUCUUCAUAUCCAAAAAAUAACCAAGAACAGAAGAGUUUUGGGAAUCUCUGCCUCUUCAUCCGCCAUGGAAGCAGAACCUGGUCCGCAGCAAGCAGAGACACCCUCUGUUCUCGAAGGUGUUUUCAGGAACAGAGACCUCUUUCUCUUCAUGCCCUUCGUCUUAGGAUUCUCCGAGCGACAGACCCACCAGAUCCCCAACCCAGAAUCGCCGGAAAGCAACGGCGGCGGUGAUCCUCCGUCGCCUGAGAGAGUGAUCCUGGUCAACCCCUUCACGCAAGGGAUGGUCGUUCUCGAGGGAUCGCGGGGCUUGGAUCCCCUGCUUCGCACCCUACUCGGAAACCGGAAAGAUGGUCGUCCUCCGGCGUCCAAGGCCUCCGUCGACGCGAUGCCGACCGUCGAGAUGGAAUCCGGCGGUGGAGAGUGCGUGAUCUGUCUGGAUGAAUUGACUGCGGGCGAGACGGCGAAGGAGAUGCCGUGUAAGCAUAGGUUUCACGGCGAGUGCAUAGAAAAGUGGUUGGGGCUUCAUGGGUCGUGCCCUGUUUGCAGGUAUGAGAUGCCUGUUGACGAAGAAGAUCUCUCGAAGAAGAGAGACGAUGGAAAUGGGCGUCGGAGAGAGAUUUGGGUUAGGUUUAGCUUCAACGACGGCGGUCGGAGAAGCCGAGAUUCCGACCGUGACGGCGGGGGUGACAGCGGUGAUCACAGUGAUUCCGGAGACAGAACUGUCCUGGGAUCAGAUAAUUAGUUGGGUUUUUUUUGUACAAAACCUCUGCAACCUGGGAUCAGAUAAUUAGUUGGGUUUUUUUUUGUACAAAACCUCUGCAAAUUCUUUGUCUUUGUAGUUCUUUGUAAAGGCCGAUCAUUUACACUUUUGUGGUAUGUGUGUUUCUUGGGGUGUUAUUACAUGAAUCUUGGUGUUUUUUCCUUCC